This is a messenger RNA of Phialemonium atrogriseum, 1954 nucleotides long. RefSeq names its product cytochrome P450. Bases 112 to 1638 code for a protein of 508 amino acids. The record is from RefSeq and is a predicted model, not a curated record. Gene Ontology annotation, molecular function: monooxygenase activity; oxidoreductase activity, acting on paired donors, with incorporation or reduction of molecular oxygen; heme binding. The transcript is spliced from 7 exons. NCBI's taxonomy places the organism in Eukaryota, Fungi, Ascomycota, Sordariomycetes, Cephalothecales, Cephalothecaceae.
CCCGAUUGUCCAUUCUGUGUUCGUAUCCGCAGCUCUCCGUCUGUCGUCUGGGCAAAAAAUCCAACCGUUCCAUCUGCAGCUUCAAUCAAUUCCGAGUUUUAACUAUUAAAGAUGGAGCCACUCGGCACCUUCGGAAAGCUCCUUAAUGCCGUCACCAUUCCCGGAGUGCUGUUGGCGCUAGCCGCCUGCUUUGUGACACACACCCUAUACCAGUGGCGCCGGCUCUCGCAUAUCAAAGGACCCUUCUGGGCCGCCUUCUCCAAGUACUGGAUGGUGAGGGAAUCGCUGAAGGGACGACAGCCCACCGCCAUCAAAGAAGUCACCGACAAAUAUGGCUCGCUGGCGCGCAUUGGGCCGAAUGAGCUCGUGACCGAUGAUCCGGAGGUGCUGAAAAAGAUGAUGGGAGUUCGCUCCGCGUACGAAAGAGGCCCAUGGUACGACGCGAUGCGAUUUGACCCAACGAGGGAUAACUUGUUCUCGAUGCGCGAUGAGGUUGCCCAUACCAAGCUGAGAAGCAAGAUGGCGGCAGGGUACUCGGGCAAGGAGAAUGAGUCGAUGGAGAGCACGAUCGAGGCCCAGAUUGCGAAGCUUGUUGAGCUGAUCGAAACCAAGUACCUCUCAACGGCCGGGCAAUAUCGCCCAAUGGAUCUCGCCCAGAAGGGCCAAUACUUCACCCUGGAUGUCAUCAGCAAUCUCGCAUUCGGCCGGGCCUUUGGGUAUCUAGAACAAGACGACGACGUGUUUGACUACAUCAAGAUCACAAGCUCGUUUAUUCCGGUCAUGCUGGUCCUGGCCAACGUACCAUCACUGGCAAAUCUGCUGCAAUCUCGUUUCUUCCGAGGACUGAUGCCCAAGGAAAGCGACAAGCUCGGUUUCGGUGCUUUCAUUGGCGUCGCAAAGAAGGUUGUGGCAGAGCGCUUCGGACCCAGCGUCGCGUCGCAGCCCGACAUGCUCGGCUCCUUCAUCCGGCACGGACUGACCCAGGAGGAAGCGUCCGGAGAGGCCCUGCUCCAGGUCGUUGCUGGAAGCGACACGUCGGCAUCCACCAUCCGCGUCGUGAUGUUGAACCUCCUGAGCAACCCGGCAGCGUACAGAAGACUGCAGAGAGAAAUAGAUGACGGCAUCGCCGCGGGGAAGAUCUCCUCGCCGAUCCGCGACGCCGAAGCACGCCAGAUGCCCUAUCUCCAGGCCGUGAUCAAGGAAGGACUCCGAAUCAUGCCGCCCGCGGCCGGGACAUUCUUCAAGACCGUGCCACCCGGAGGCGACGUGAUUGACGGCAAAUUCAUCCCCGCCGGCACCCAGAUCGGGUCCUCGCCCUUUGGCAUCCACCACUCCAAGGAGCUCUUCGGUGCAGAUGCCGAGCUCUACAGGCCCGAGCGCUGGCUGGAAGCGGAUGCGGCGCAGCUGGCGAAGAUGACCAAUACGGUUGAUCUUGUCUUUCACUAUGGCAAAUACCAGUGUCUCGGCAAAACCGUGGCACUGAUGGAGUUCAACAAGAUAUUUGUCGAGCUCUUAAGAAGAUUUGAUUUUGCGAUUGCUCAUCCUGAGAAGCCAGCCGAGAUCAGCAACGCGGGAAUUUGGAUCAUAGAGGACUUCUGGGUCCGAGCUGCGCGACGACAGCCAGAGGAAGUGUUGUAAGCAUCAGGUAUAAUAAUGUUUAAUACAUCAAUCGGCACAUAAGCACACAUGGUGUUACAAUUCCCCCCAUGAAAAGACCAAGUCCUGUCAUACUCUGUGGGUCGCCACGAUGAUGUCUACCUAGCCGCUUGAGCAAGGUUUGUCGCAGACUAAAGCUGCUGGAAAAUUGACUUGAGUAAGUGUAUUAAAUACGAUAUAUCACGGCUCAGGCCCAGCGAAAGAAGUCCACAGCGUAUUGCGGUCAAUGAAUUUCAACAAAUCUGGAAAGCGUAUAAAAGGAUUGGUCGUGACAGAUAUAGAAACUUCGUACCGUUCA